UCAGAGCGGCACGCCAGCGCGCCUGCGGCCAUGGCGGAUCCGUUCUUCUACUUGGGCCAAGACGGCGCCGACGAGGACUACCUGAUGAGCCUCGGCCUGGUCCUCCCGCCGGAGCCGCCCGCGGGCAGCGCGUUCGAGGCGUACCAGCGGCGGCCGACGUUGCUGGAGUCGCGCCUGAUGAUGAUGGGCCGCGAGCGCGGGCGGCAUAGCAACUCCGGCGGCGGAGAGAACGUGCACCGGAGGAUGUUCGGUUACUACCUGCGACGCAUUGCUCGUCGUGACGACGCCGCGGCCGGAGCUGCGCACUCGGCGCCCGCGGACGACGAGGCUGCCGUUGUGCCGCCGCCGCCGCCGCCGCCGCCGCGCAGCAGCUCGCGGUUCCGGCACAUCAUGCGCGAGCGGCUGCGGCGGGAGCGCCUCAGCCAGGGCUUCGCCGACCUCCACGCGCUCCUGCCCCCCGGCGCGUCGUCCAAAGGUGGCAAGAACGACAUCGUCGGCGCGGCGGUGGGCUACAUCAGGGAGCUCGAGGGGCGGAGGGGGUGGCUCCGCGCGAGGAACCAGGAGCUGCUGGAGCGGGCUGCCAGCAGCCGCGCGCGCUCUAGUGGAGCCGGAGCAGCGAGGAACGCCGCCGGCGGGGACAUGGUGGUGAAGGUGCGAGCCGAGAGCGAGGAUCGCGCGGCGGCGGUCGACGCGUUCGAGACGGUGCUCCGGCGCCUCAAGGCCAUGGGGGCGCUGCGGGUGACGGCGAUCCGGUCGUGCUUCUGCACCGGCGGGAUGUGGAUGAACGUCGGAGUUGAGGGCCAGGGAGCUUUUUGCAAAUGUCCUCCCUCCGGUGAAAUGGCUGGCCGCGAGCUCGCCGCCUGGCCGGUGACUUCGGCGGAGCAGGAAUUGCCGGAGCGGAGGAUCUCGCGGAUCAGCUUCCCCAAGCAGACGAUCCCAGCGUCGAUCUCCUCGUCCUCCCGGGACUGCGGCGGCGUGAAGGCAGGGGCCGACGAGAGCAGAGCUCGAGUCACGCUCGCUUGGGGGAAAGAGGGAGUACAGAAGCCAAAGCGCGACGGCGGCAUCCGCCGGAGUGAGCUCUUCGAGAUGCUUAUGCACAUCUCGUGGUGAUAGCCCUCCUGGUCCUGGAACUGGAAGGGAGGAACAGUGAGGAAUGCCGCCGGCGGAGACACGGUGGUGAAGGUGCGAGCCGAGUGCGAGGACCAUGCGGCGGCUGUUGACGACUUGACGCGUUCGAGACGGUGUUCCGGCGCCUCAAGGCCAUGGAGGAGCUACGGGUGACGGCGAUCUGGUCGUGCUUCCACGCCGCCGCCCGCGGGAUGUGGAUGAACGCCGUAGUGGAGGGCCAGGAUGAGUACGUACUAUGCGCCUGUUUGGCAUGACUCUGGAGAUGAACUCCAGCAGCUCCAAAUAAUUUUUUUUGCCAAACAAGCCAAUUUCAAAACUCCAUGGAGCUGCAAAACAAUGGACAAUGGAGCUGUAGUUCAUUAUUUUGUUAGAGUUUUGGAGCACCUCUUUUACAGCUCUAGAAAUAUCUAUUGUAGACCUAGAUGUGGAGUUGUGAUGAAAUUACCCACCACUGCCACCGGUUACGAUGAAAAACGAUUCGUUCUUUCUUUUU
Messenger RNA from Panicum virgatum (switchgrass), 1621 nucleotides. Its product is annotated as transcription factor BHLH148-like. Gene Ontology annotation, molecular function: protein dimerization activity. Lineage: Eukaryota; Viridiplantae; Streptophyta; Magnoliopsida; Poales; Poaceae. The coding region runs from base 31 to 1110 and encodes 359 amino acids. The transcript has 3 exons. The record is from RefSeq and is a predicted model, not a curated record.